This is a messenger RNA of Enhydra lutris kenyoni (northern sea otter), 892 nucleotides long. Its product is annotated as apoptogenic 1, mitochondrial. Gene Ontology annotation, cellular component: mitochondrion. The transcript has 5 exons. The coding region runs from base 25 to 540 and encodes 171 amino acids. Gene Ontology annotation, biological process: intrinsic apoptotic signaling pathway. NCBI's taxonomy places the organism in Eukaryota, Metazoa, Chordata, Mammalia, Carnivora, Mustelidae. The record is from RefSeq and is a predicted model, not a curated record.
UGCGGCCGUCGGGGGACGUUGGCCAUGGCGGCCCUGCGGCCUUCGAGGAGGGUACUUGUCCCUCCGCUUUGCCGCGCCUUCGCUGGCCCCGGCUGUCAGCUCGCCCCCGAGCGCGGCGCGGAGCGCAGGGAUGCGGCGUCCGGCCGGGUCUCAGGAUUCUGCCCUCCAAGAAAAUCUUGCCAUGAUUGGAUAGGACCCCCAGAUAAACAUUCAAACCUUCGACCCGUUCACUUUUACAUCCCCGAAAACGAAUCACCGUUGGAACGAAAGCUAAGACAGUUAAGACAAGAAACACAAGAAUGGAACCAACAGUUCUGGGCAAACCAGAAUUUGACAUUUCGUAAGGAAAAAGAAGAAUUUAUUCGCUCGAGAUUAAAAGCUAGAGGCCUGGAACCUAGAGCUGGAUCAGCCUGGCCAGGAUCUGUUCAGGAUAGAGAGCUGGGGAAGCUGGACCGCACUGGUGGCAGGCUCUGCCGUUGGCUGUCAACAAGGUGCUGUCUUGGCGGGCUGGAGCCGGCGGGAAAGGAUGCUGGGUCCUGACAGUCUUGAUGGCCACUUACCUACUUCCUGUCCUUAUGGACUUGCCUGUUCCGGACCUUUCCAGAUAAAUGGAAACGUAUAAUAUGUGGCCUUUGUGUCUGCUUUCGCUCUUUCUGUCUUUUUUCUUUUUAAGAUUAUGUUUGUUUAUUUGAAAGAGGGACAGUGCGUGCGAAUAGCAGGGCGGUGGGGGGAGCAGAGGGAGGGGGACAUGCAGACUCCGUGCUGAGCGCAGGGCCUACCGUGGGUUCAAGUCAUGAACCAAAAUCGAGUCGGGCAUUUAACCAGCUUAGCCACCAGGUGCCCGUAUGUCUGCCUUCUUUCACUUAAGUGCAUGUUUUCAGGUUUCGUCCAU